AGCAGCGGAAGUAGACGCUCCGGUUUCGCUUCCGAAUGACCCAGUUAGCUUCUCACGUUAGCAUCUGUUAUUAACCUGGUGUGUCACACAAUGGAAUCGGCGGAUUUUGUACAUUGUGUGUUUUCUCCACGGCAGCUUUUCUGAUUCCUCUCCCGAGUGGUGACAGGGGACGAGCGGGCGUCGUCGGCCUGAAGCCUGGCAAAGCGGACUAGCUUGUUGUUAGCCACUUUGAUUUUAGCUGCGAUUAAAAUGAGCUGUCAAACGGCGGCUGGGUCGUAAACUUGCUCGUUUUCUCGCUGACUUGAUUUGUCUCGGCUCGGCUCGGCUCGGCUCCGCAGCUCCUCUUGGAUGUUCAGUGUGUCGCGAAGUGACUCCUCAGCUCCAUGUCUGCUGAGGCCUCAGUUGGCAGUCAUGCUGCCGACUCGGCCCAGUUCGAUGUUUCACAGCCUGCCUGCCACAGCACGGACGAGCACAGAAGUCGGGGGCUGCUGGGGAGCAAGUAUGUCAAGUUAAAUGUGGGUGGCUCACUGCAUUAUACAACUGUCCAGACGUUAAGCAAGGAAGAGAGUCUGCUGCGGAGCAUAUGCAACGGAGGAACGGAGGUUAACAUAGACUCUGAAGGUUGGGUCAUUUUGGACAGGUGUGGCCGACAUUUUGGGCUAGUGUUGAACUUCCUGCGAGAUGGCUCAGUACCACUCCCAGAGGAUCACAAAGAGCUGGAUGAGAUUCUGAAGGAGGCCCAGUACUAUCGGGUCCAGGGACUCGUACAGCACUGUGUCAGUGCCAUGCAGAAGCAGAAGGAUGUCUUUGAAAGUGUGUGCCGCAUCCCCAUGAUCACCUCAGCCAAAGAGGAACAGAGGAUGAUUGCUACUUGUAGAAAGCCGGUAGUAAAAUUGCAGAACAACAGAGGAAACAACAAAUACUCUUACACCAGCAACUCUGAUGAUAACCUGCUGAAGAACAUUGAACUGUUUGACAAACUCGUGCUACGAUUUAACGGCCGGGUCCUGUUCGUCAAAGAUGUGCUCGGGGAUGAAAUCUGCUGUUGGUCGUUCUAUGGUGAAGGCCGCAAGAUUGCUGAAGUAUGCUGCACAUCUAUUGUCUAUGCUACUGAGAAGAAGCAGACCAAAGUGGAGUUUCCUGAAGCUCGAAUCUUUGAAGAAACCCUCAAUAUCCUCAUCUAUGAGAAUGGAGGCCUACACCUCUUAGAUUCAAGAGGCUCAGGUUCAUCGCUGGGAGCUGGCCAGUCGGAGGAAGAGGGGGCUGUGGGAGGUGAAAGACGUGUAAGACGGAUCCACGUGAGGAGGCAUAUAAUGCAUGACGAAAGAGGGCCCGGUCAGCAAACUGUGUAUAAGGACUAAUAAUGUGAAACCGCGAGUGACUUGAUGUAUGUUUUGUUUUUUUUGUUAGAUGCUAGCAGAAUGAAAGAGAGGUCCUUGAUCAUAGCAAUAGCUUGGUAGUUGUUUUUUUCCUGAAAGGUCUUUAGGCAGAAACAUGGCUGUUGAUGACUGAUUUGGUAACAGUCAUUUGGAGAUGAAAGAUGCUUCUGUUUACAUGAGAAUAAACUGUCUACAUUAUUUAAAUAGGAAUUAUGUAAAAUUGCCUGGGACACGAAACUGGCAUACAAAUGAAUACAUGCAAUUAUUAAGUCGCCCCCUGAAAGUUACUGAAUGGGCCUCAAAGACCAACAUCCACCCCAACGGUGGAUUUAAUCUCUGGAGCAGAAGGCCGACUGUUAAUGUUGGUGUUAAUGACUUGCACUGGCAGCCUCCUCUGUGUUUGACUUGUAGGAAACACUGUCAGUUCAUUCAGGUUGAGAAGCAUCUGUUGCCUUUUCAUAAGUUGGACUGAGAUGCUGGCUGACAGUGUUGGAACAGAGGAUGGUGAAGUUUAGAUCAGAUACGUUAACACUGGAUAAACUGAGUAACCAUUUUUCGUGAGGAUGUCCAUGAAUGAGAUUGUUGAGCAGCUCAAUUUUCUUUAUUUAAAUUUUUACAGCUGUUGCUUCAAGAUGUUUUUUAUUAAUUAAUUUAUGAACCUAAUUUAUUGUUUGGUAUUUAACUUUUGUAUUGUAUGCAAUCUUUGUGUUAACUUGUGCUCAAGUGAGGUUUCAUUUUUGGAAUGAUACGAUGCACUCUAUAGCGCACAUCAGACUAAAUGACUAAAUGGUAAACUUACAUUUCAGUUAUGUGUUUCAAGAGGAAGAGAGACCACUUAUUUGAAACUGCAUUUCAUUCUGAGCCAUGAUUUUUCACUUACGCUUUAUGUCUUAUACCAAACCACUGGAAUUUGUUCAAAGUAAUUGGCCACACAGUGAAGAUAAAAAUAUAUUGGGUUGUAUUUUUCCUUCCCUUAGGGAGAGAAGUGUUUUCUUUCUAAUAGUCACCGGUGUCUUGUGUAAACCUAAUCACUCUGAAUUCUGAAAAAAAACUCUGAAUGAGAUCAAUAUGUGUCUCAGACCCCUCAUAAAAUCACCUUGGAAUACAUGAAAAUAUGCACUACUUUAACUUCCGUCCAAUAGUGGUCAUGGGAAUGUUCUGAAUAAAUGACUUAUGAAAUUCA
Messenger RNA from Limanda limanda (common dab), 2562 nucleotides. It is a transcript of the gene kctd13, whose product is annotated as potassium channel tetramerization domain containing 13. Gene Ontology annotation, molecular function: ubiquitin-protein transferase activity; protein binding. NCBI's taxonomy places the organism in Eukaryota, Metazoa, Chordata, Actinopteri, Pleuronectiformes, Pleuronectidae. The coding region runs from base 384 to 1361 and encodes 325 amino acids. The record is from RefSeq and is a predicted model, not a curated record. Gene Ontology annotation, biological process: negative regulation of Rho protein signal transduction; protein homooligomerization; protein ubiquitination. The transcript is spliced from 7 exons. Gene Ontology annotation, cellular component: Cul3-RING ubiquitin ligase complex.